Messenger RNA from Anguilla anguilla (European eel), 4112 nucleotides. RefSeq names its product homer scaffold protein 3b (gene homer3b). NCBI's taxonomy places the organism in Eukaryota, Metazoa, Chordata, Actinopteri, Anguilliformes, Anguillidae. Gene Ontology annotation, biological process: G protein-coupled glutamate receptor signaling pathway; regulation of store-operated calcium entry. Gene Ontology annotation, molecular function: G protein-coupled glutamate receptor binding. The transcript is spliced from 10 exons. Bases 634 to 1725 code for a protein of 363 amino acids. Gene Ontology annotation, cellular component: plasma membrane; dendrite; postsynaptic density. The record is from RefSeq and is a predicted model, not a curated record.
GGAGCGAAUAAUUGCUAUCCAGAGUGGGAUAGAACAGUCCUGUGCUGUUGUCAGGGCAAGGAAAAGCCGUCGAGCAAAAGUGCAGAUUGCCCAAGCGUUUGACAGUCUUGAUCAGACAGUUCCUGACAUUAAUGAAAGGGCUUCAAAUGUAGCUCUAGCUCAUUUUCAGCCAGUACUAUACUUGUGAAUAAAAGCUGAACCACGCGAGUCCUCAAGGUUAGUGAAGUAGCCUACAGCCAAAGAGUCAAAGAAAAAGAAAAAAAAAACGAAGACAGGAAUAUCUAUGAAAAAAGAACAUAGAUAAAGCUCCAUUUAACUGGUGAAAGAAACAACACGGAGAACUUGGAAUAUGUCUGAUUUUUGACACUGAACUGGAAUUCGCACAGGGCCAUAACACUCAUUGCUGCGGAUCGUGCGUGUAUUAACGGCACAUCGGGGGUAGAAGUAGCUUUAGUUCGUUUUUCUACAUUGAAAUUCCGGUGGAAAUUUUAGAAGCAUCCGGAUCCGGAGUCGAAAGAAAGGAAAGGAGAUUAACACACAUUGUCACUUAUCAGGAAGCUAUUGCGACCGGAUGAAAUAACAUGGAGCUUUUGUAACAAAAAUGGGAAAAGGAGCCUUGCCUGUCCUGCAAUAAUGUAUCCACAACAUAGAGAAAGGGAGCAGCCCAUCUUCAGUGCCAGAGCGCACGUCUUUCAGAUUGACCCCGCUACCAAGAGGAACUGGAUCCCCGCCAGCAAGCAUGCCGUUACCGUCUCGUUCUUCUAUGAUGCCAACAGGAGUGUCUAUCGCAUCAUCAGUGUUGGGGGCACUAAGGCCAUUAUCAACAGCACCAUCACACCCAAUAUGACCUUCACCAAGACCUCACAGAAGUUUGGCCAAUGGGCAGACAGUAGGGCAAACACGGUCUACGGUCUCGGCUUUGCCACCGAGCAGCAGCUGCAGCAGUUUUCAGAGCGGUUCAAUGAGGUGAAGGAGGCCGCACGCCUGGCACGGGAGAAAUCCCAGGAGAAGUUUGAGCUGACCAACCCAGCCCUUAACAUUGCAGCACCACAGGAGUUGUCUGAAGACCGACAGUCACCCCCUUUGCUGUGUGUCAACGGCCCUGGCGAGGACAAGCUCUUCCGCAGCCAGAGUGCCGACAUUGAGCUGUCCUCUGAGAAGGAGCGCAUUAAAAAGAUGCUCUCAGAAGGGUCGAUAUGCGAGAUGAACUUGGAGGCGGAGUUAUUCACAUUGCAGGACAGCAACGCAAAACUGGUGGCGGCAUUGCAGGAGGCCAACGCCAAUGUGGAGCAGUGGAAGAAGCAGCUGGCUGCCUACCAGGAGGAAACAGACAGACUGCGCGAUAAGGUGGCAGAGCUAGAGGUUCACGGAACUCGGCAGUGUCCCAGUGACAUGGUGAAGGACGAGCUGACUCAGUCCUUGGAGGAGCUGGAGGCACUCCUCAAGGCAAAAGAUGAGGAAAUCCAUGUUCUACAGGCCAAGAAAUCAGAUUUGCAUGAGCUGGAGCAGGAGAGGGAGGAGGCCAUGCACAGACUACAGGAGCUGGAGAGGAGGAACGGGGAGCUGGAACAGCGGGUGCAGAAUGCCGAACAGACACUGGCCUCCUCCCGGGAAGAGCGGGACCUGGCCAAGCGCGAGGUGCACAGGGUCGUCGACAUCCUGGACGUCAAGAUCUUUGACCUGAAUGACCUGCGGCAGAGCCUGGCUAAGCUAAUCGACAAAUAGGUUACAACACUACAACAGAGAGAGAGAAAGAAAGAGAGAGAGAUAGGAGGAAGGGAGAGAUAGCAGGUCCAUAUCUACUCCAGCACAAGCACAUUUCUGCACAAGAUGAAAGAGAGAAGGAUGGCCUGCCUGUCUCUCUGGAGUCUUUGGCAACAGCACAAUACAUUGCAAGAAAGUUAGAUUCUUUUCAAAGUGGUGAACUUAUGGUACGGUAAUACUUGCAUAGAAUUCUUUUUUUCCUGUUCUUUAUUGAUGAGGGGGUUCUCGUUAUCCAGCUGAUACAUCAUAGGUACUUCAUAGUAUUAUCAAUAACUCUAUUAUCAGUAUUAUCAACAAGGACUAAGGCCAAACUUUUAUAUAAGCUUAUUUUAGUAUUUUGGUUCAUUCCUUGCUGUUACUUUGACUACAGUUAUUAGUAUUGUUACUACAAAUGCUGUUUUUACCUUACAAAUCAAGUUUUGGAGACUCAGGAAUACUAUGGGUGGGUGCAGUAAGAAUCCCCAAAUGGGUAGAAAGAGCUUUUUUUUACUGAAAGCGUUGAAGUGGAAGUGUAUACCCCAAACCUACAGUGGGGUUCAACCUCUCAGACACCCUGUCAAAAGCAGAAAAUGUGGGAGAAUAGGCAAAAUGAAUGAUAAACAUUGCUGCUGUGUACUACAUAUUCUCACAAUCAAUUUCAAUUGCAACACAACAGUUACAUUUACCAUUCUGAAGUCUCAUGUGUAUUUAGGCAUGUGCAAACUAAAAUCCAUCCAUCCAUUUUCUAAACCGCAUACUCCUGGUCAUGGUUGCAGGGAGGUUGGAGCCUAUCGCAGCAGACAUUGGGUGAAAGGCAGGAAUACACCCUGGACAGGUCACCAAUCCGUGGCAGGGCCCAUACACCAUUUGCUCACACAUUCAUACCCCAAGUAGAGUUAACCCCACCCACAUGUCUUUAGAAUGUGGGAGGAGCACCCAGAGGAAACCCACGCUUACAUGAGAACAUGCAUACUCCACACAGAAAGGGCCUCUCACUAGGAUUUGUACUUGGUACAUUCACACUAUGAGGCGACAGCGGUACUGACUGCGCCACCGUGCUGUCCACGAACUAAAAUCUGUUUGCCAUAUUAACUUUCCUGUUACAGCGUUUCUGAUGUAUUGGUAGCUAUAAGGUCGAAGCAAAAGUGUAGAGUUCACUAACUACUUGCAUUGUCUGAGACCAAAAGUUCUUGAGUUAACUCUCUUGUUUGGUAUUAUGGUACUACCAUAUGUGGGGCUUAAUAGCUUGUUUUAUUCUGAAAAUUAUUCAAACUUUUAUCUCUUUAAAAUGUAAAAAAAAAAAAAAAAAAGUGUCAUUCAUUUCUGCAAAUAUUUUAAUGCCAGUUUGUAUCUGCAAGACCCUCAUGUAGUAGUACAUUCUGCGAGUGUGUAUAUAGUCAAAUUGUGGUAAAUGAUAAACCAGUUCAGAAACUAUACAACGGUACUAGAAAUGCUGUAACGAAUUAAAGGUGUAUUUACAUACCUGUGAAGAUCUACUGGAUAAGCAGUCAAGCCUGUACUUUUUGAUUUUCUUUAGAAAUAAGCAGCAGACAAUCAGACAAUGUGGACUAAAUUCUUUAUUUAGCAAAACCCAUCCCCACUGUAAGAAUCGGUUAUGCGAUAUUGUUUCAUGGUUUCUGUUUAGCAUAAAGUACCAGUUUAAUCUUUGGCAUAGAUUAAACUGUUGAAAAGAAAAAAAAAGAUUUCCCCCUUUUUUAUAAUGGAUUGCUUUCACCUGCAGUACAAGACAAAAUGGUAUGCACGGCUUGUAGGUUUAAUUACUGUUAUCAAGUCUAUGCCACGGUCCUGAUGUUAAGAUGGAACUGUAUUACAACCGAUAAUUAAAAGGUGUUGCUAGGUGGAGUACAAGGGAAAAGAGAGGUGUUGCUGGUAUUAGUGGAGUUACUAGAGUUCUGAACAUACCAAAGAUGUAUGCAGGAUGAGACCUUUUCUACUAGCUUACAGAACUGGACCAUAAAAGCACAUUCUCACCUGUUAUCUGCUUCAUGUCUGAAUGAAUGCAUAUUGUUGAAAAUAAUUGCACAGAACACUCAGAGCUAAUUAAAUAAUUAAAUGAGAUUCACACUACAUUCUUCAAGGUUCUUACAAAAGAUAAUUUUAGGGUUCAUAUUCCGUGGAUUAUUUGUGGCUUGUAAAUGUUUUACUAUAGAUUUUGCAGUUGCUAGAGCAGGAUAUACAUGUCACUUUAGCAACCACAUUUUAUCCUCUAAACAAGGAAGCUUUUAGUUUGACAGCGAUGAAUAUGGGAUUGCUUCCAUUUGCUUUGUGCUCUGCCCUGGUAGCUGUGUAGAACUAAAUACAAGACUUUCUAUUCUACAAAGUGAAAGUAAAAUUGGGACUGUACCGUA